AUGUUGGUGUUAAACUGUUCUACCAAAUUACUGACACUGGAAAAAAUGUUGAAGAGUUACUUUCCUGAGUCGCUCAAGGUUUAUGGAGCUGUGAUGAACAUAAAUCGUGGGAAUCCCUUUCAAAAGGAAGUGGUAGUGGAGUCAUGGCCAGACUUCAAAGCUGUUAUCACCCGGCGCCAGAAAGAGGCAGAGACAGACUACCUGGACCAUUAUACUAAUGCCUAUGCUGUGUUCUACAAGGAUGUCAGGGCUUACCAACAGCUCUUGGAAGAACAUGAUGUUAUCAACUGGGAUCAAGUUUUUCAAAUACAAGGGCUUCAGAGUGAAUUAUAUGAUGUUUCCAAAGCUGUUGCCAAUUCAAAGCGGUUACGGGUAAACCUAACCUCCUUCAAGGCUGUUCAUUUUUCUCCUCUUUCAACUCUGCCGGACACCAGUUCCCUAAUGGGUUCUUCCCCACAACUAACUUACCUGAGUGUUGCUGACGCUGAUCUUCUCAACAGGACUUGGUCACGGGGUGGCAAUGAACAGUGCCUCCGGUACCUCAUGAACCUCAUCUCUUGCUUUCCCAGUGUAUGUCUCCGCGAUGACAAGGGAAACCCAGUCUCCUGGGCUCUCACAGACCAGUUUGCCACCAUGUGCCAUGGCUAUACCUUACCAGAGCAUCGCAGAAAAGGUUAUUGCAAGCUGGUGUCCCUCACACUGGCCAGGAAGUUACAAAGCCAGGGGUUCCCCUGUCAGGGUAAUGUCCGGGAUGACAACAUGGCUUCCAUAAGCAUAAUGAAGAGUGUCCAUGCCGAGUUCUUGCCUUGUCGUUUUCAUAGGCUUAUUCUCACCCCUGAAACUUUCUCUGGCCACAUUUCCCUCUAG
Messenger RNA from Hyaena hyaena (striped hyena), 867 nucleotides. RefSeq names its product glycine-N-acyltransferase like 3 (gene GLYATL3). Bases 1 to 867 code for a protein of 288 amino acids. Gene Ontology annotation, cellular component: mitochondrion. The record is from RefSeq and is a predicted model, not a curated record. Gene Ontology annotation, molecular function: glycine N-acyltransferase activity. Lineage: Eukaryota; Metazoa; Chordata; Mammalia; Carnivora; Hyaenidae. The transcript has 5 exons.